Messenger RNA from Blepharisma stoltei, 3653 nucleotides. NCBI's taxonomy places the organism in Eukaryota, Ciliophora, Heterotrichea, Heterotrichida, Blepharismidae. The record is from the annotation of a GenBank genome assembly.
AUGCUUAUUUGGCUGCUUUUAAGCUUUAUUCCCUUAUCCUUCCAAUUUGAGUGUGGUGUCGGCCCAGAUUGGAAACCAGACAUAAAACAGUAUCCACACCAAGGCCGCCGUUUAGAAACUGGCUUAGACCGUGGCACCACAUUUGAGCCUAUUCGCAUUCAUUUUGACUACAGCAACCUCACCUUAACUUCUACAGAAUUAGAUACUCUUAGAGACGAAAUAAUUCCAUCAAUCCAGCACUGGUUCCAAACCGUUUUAAAAGUAAACCCACUUCUUGGCAGUUUACAAGUCCCUCAAGAGGAUUGCAAUGAAAUACCGAUUCCGGAAUCCCACAAAACUGAAGGAAUUGCCAAUACAGAUUUUGCAGUUUAUUUAUCCAAUAUAAAUGAAACUGAAAGCAGUAUAAUUGCUUAUGCUGGGCCAUGCUUGCAAGACUCAGGAGGAAGAUAUAAUGUUUUGGCGGGGUCUUUUACUAUAAAUACAGCAAUAUUCAACACCUUGCCAAAACACCAAGCAAUUGCAGUUGCAAUUCAUGAAUUGACCCAUGCCUUAGUAUUUUCUCCUGAUCUUUAUACCAAAUUUGUGAAGGCAGACGGAAGCCAUUAUGAAGAAAAUGAACUUUAUCAAGAAGUUUUCUAUGAAAAUCGAGGAAAAUCUGCUAUUUUAAUAACUCUGCCAACUGUAGCUGAAAAGGCUAAAGAAAUUUAUGGUUGCAGUAGUAUCCCAGGGCUGGAGCUUGAAGACUAUGGAAGUGGUUCUGCAGGCGCGCACUGGGAAAUGAAAAUUGUUGCCGAAGACUAUAUGGUUUCUGUGCUGCCUGAUUUCCCUGCUUACUCAAACUUGACUUUAGCUCUAUUCCAAGACUCUGGCUGGUAUAAGGUCGAUUUCAGCUAUGCCCAGUCUAUUAUUAUAGGAAAUAACGAAGGCUGUGAAAGAUUUGAAGACAAAUGCAUAGCUAAUGGCAAAGCCCAGCCUGGGUUUUGCACUGAGUCUAAAGAGAUGUGUGACUAUACUAGAACUAAUAUAGGAAUUUGCGGAAUAUACAAUUAUAGUAGCGAAUUACCGACACAAUACCAAUAUUUUGAUGACCCUUAUAAGGCUGGAAUGCCAUAUCCUGAUGGUUGUCCUAUAAUUAUUUCAGAUGUUAAAAAUUGUAGAGAUCCAGAUGCUAGCGCCGAUAUAGCCCAAUCCCUGCUUUGAAUCGGAUUUGUCUGAAGUCUGACAAACCAAAGUUUAUGCAAAAUCAACUCCCCAGAUUACAAAUACUCUUGCUCUUGUUAAUUUUCAUCUGGGGAGUUGACUUUGCGAGCAAAAUUUGGUUUGCAAACUCCUUUCUGACGCCUCCCAACAUCUAUUAGGCCUGAUCCAAAGCAGGGGUUGGGCUAUAGUUCUUUUGGGGAAAUUGUUGGGGAACAAAGUAGGUGCUUUGAAGCGUCUUUAGUUUUGGACACUCUAAAUAAAGAAUCUGAGAUUUGGCCAACGUGCUAUAAAGUAGUCAGCUGUGAGGAAGAUAAAGUUGUGGUGGGCGUUGGGGAUCAAACUGUAGAUUGUCCAUUUAGUGGAGGGGAUGUGACAGUCCCUGGGUAUGAUGGAGUUCUCACAUGCCCGGAUUCGAGUAUUUGUAAAGGUAUUGUUCCUUGUAUAAAUAGCUGUUAUGGACAAGGAAAAUGCCCUAACUCCCUGUGAGAAAAAAAAGUAAUUUUUGGCUAUAAUUAUUAUUUUAAUAAAAAUUCUAUAUCUAAGUAAUGCCUCUUCUAUUUAAGGUAAAUUUUAUAAAUAAAUUCCUUUUCAGAUUAGACAAGUCCAUAAAUAAAAUACCUCCAUUAUAGUACACCAAAAAAAUACUAGCCUCACAGAGGAGUAAAGGAACUUGUAUAUGUGAUCCUGGAUUCGGAGGAAAAGACUGUAGCAUAAUUUGUGGAUCAACAUGCAAAUCAUGUGAUGAUAAAUCUUCAUGCGCUUCUUGCUACUCUACUGCUACACUUGCAGAUGGAAUUUGUUCAUGUCCUGAUGGUUCAACUUGGGAUGAUAUUCAAAAAGUUUGUAUGCCAGGCUCGAUAACUGGAUGCCCUAACCCUCUCUUAUAAAUAAUGUUUUAUUAAUAAUUUCGCUAAAAAUAUAUAAAUUUUAUCCUCUAUUUCCCAAAGUAUUUUGAAAUAAAUAAAAUUUUAUAUAAUUAAUCCAGCAUUUUUUUGAUCAGGAGGUUAAAGAAUGCAAUGGUUGUGCUGAUGAUUUAAAUUGUGCAGCCUGCUAUGAUUCCAUGACUUUAAAUGAUAAAAAUUUAUGUGAAUGCCCAAGUGGGAAAGCAUUUAGCACAGACUCCAACAGUUGCAAAACAAUCGAAGGAUGUCCAGACUCCUGCAAUGGAUGUGACACACCUCAAACCUGCUUAUCUUGCUAUGAUACAGCCACUUUACAAAAUGGUGAGUGCUUCUGUCCAGAAGGGCAUUACUUUAUCUCAGACACCAAUGUUUGCCAAGCUUAUUUAACUGAAGGCUGCAGCGCAGGUUGCGAGUACUGCAAAUCUUCCAGUGAGUGUGUAAGAUGCAGUGAUGAAAAUGCUGUACUUUAUAACGGAGAAUGCAAAUGCAAAAUUGGGUAUUUUCCUGAUGAAGCAUUAGGGUCAGCUCAAUGUAACAGUAAUUUCUAAAUAGAAUGCAAUGAUGGCUGCUAUAGCUGUGAGUCAUUGACUACUUGCAAAUAUUGUGAUGAUGUUCUUGGAGUUAUCCAGGAUGAUGGCACAUGCAUAUGCAAAGAUGGCUAUUGAAAUGAUAGCGAUAACACGACUUUAAGCUGUUAUGGUAACAUCUAUUUAGAAUGCAGGACUGGCUGCAAAAUUUGUGAUGGCUAUUUUGAAUGUAAUGAAUGUAUGGAUUCAAUGAUGACUCUAAAUGAUGGCGUCUGCGAAUGCCCUAAUGGAAUGUUUAUAAAUGACACAGAUAGUACCAAUAUUAAAUGUUCACGUAAUAUAUACUUAAUUAUAAAAUUGGGAUAUUAAGGCUACAUUAUUUUUGAUAUUAUAUAAUUAGAAUUAUAAGUAUAUAAUUUAGCUUGCAAUGAAAGAUGCGAAAGUUGCUAUGAUGAGUAUUAUUGCAAAGAUUGUAAAGAAGGCUACGUUUUGCAAAACGGCCAAUGUAUUUGCGGAGUUGGAUAUUAUGAUUAUUAUGACGGAAAUACAGCAAUUUGCAAAUGUAAAAAAUAUUUAGCUUGUACUGAUCCUUGCGAUGAAACCUGUGGGGCAAAUGCACCAUGUACUAAAUGUGCAAGUACAUCAGUUAUUACUGAUGAUAAGUGUGAAGAUAUAAGCAUUGGGUUCAAGUCAAGCUUCAAGAAUGGGGUUAUCACUCUUUUGUUCUCAAAUCUUAACUAUUAUUUGACUAAUUAUCUCCUUUUAAGAUCAUGAAUAUAUUUUUCAUUGAAAAAUAAAUUUUUUAUUACAACUCUAGGAUGCGAUAAUUUAAAUUUUAAUAAAUACAAAAUUUCAUUAUCAGAAAGUUAAGCAGAACUUCAUCGUGAAAUCCAACAAUGGCACUUUAUAUGACACUGAAUACUGGUGGGUUGAGCGUUAUAGCGAUAAUAUUUACAAAAUUCAUACAGAUUUAACAAGCAGUGAUUUACCAUUAACAGUGACCCUUGAUUUUAACAGGUAUUAA